Molecule: messenger RNA, 2148 nt
Organism: Meira miltonrushii
Lineage: Eukaryota; Fungi; Basidiomycota; Exobasidiomycetes; Exobasidiales; Brachybasidiaceae
Exons: 6
Coding region: 1-2148 (715 amino acids)
Biological process (GO): regulation of DNA-templated transcription
Cellular component (GO): nucleus
Molecular function (GO): zinc ion binding; DNA-binding transcription factor activity, RNA polymerase II-specific; transcription cis-regulatory region binding
Source: RefSeq, a predicted model, not a curated record
AUGUUUCCCGAGAAUGCAGCUCAAAGAAGUUUUCAGGCUUGUUUAGAAUGUCGUAGAUCCAAGUUAAAAUGUGACGGUUUACAGCAUGCCGAUUUUCAAUGUUCUCGUUGUACGACUCGAAAUAAGGUCUGCAUUUGGCCAGCACCCAUACCUACUGCAAUGACCCAGCAGAAUGCACAACAACAGCAGCAGCAGCAGCAGCAGCAGCGGCAGCAGCAGCAACAACAACAACAACAACAACAGCAGCAGCAACAACAACAACAGCAGCAGCAGCAACAACAACAACACCAGCUACAACAGCAACAGCAACAACACUUCCAGCAGCAACAGCCGAAUCCAUAUCGUCAUCCAUCCACCGCAUCCACCUCGAUUCCCAGAGAUGCUUUAGCUAGUGAAGAUCCGCUAUCAUCCACAUCGUCCCAAUUCCAACACAACUAUCCACAUUCCGAUCAUGAAACCCCACUCAAUCCAUCAAAGCGACCAAGUGUAUCGCUAUUAUCGCCAGAAGAAGCAAUCCUACAACAUCGCUCACAAGCAAGCUUUGGGGAUGGAAUUAGAAAUGCAAAUGAUCCUUCGCAUCCAAUCGGCUUGCACAAUUUGGAAAGACAAGAUGGCAAUGCGGUAAACCAAUGGGAUGAUUUCACAGAAAUUCUAGGAAAUGAAAAAGAAGGGGAUAAUGAUGACAAUUCGGAAGAUUUUAGCAUUUUAGAGCAUAAGCAGAGUACGGAUGAGCAAAUAGAUGCCCUGAAAGAGCGUAUGGGAUGGACACAAGAAUGCCUACAUGAAGCAAGCGUUGAGAGAAGAAACUUUUUUGCAGAUGCAAUUGCACCGGAACCAAGUGAAAUCGAUAAAUUGGAUCCUAUACAAAGUGGUAUUUUACAAAAAAAAAAAAAAAACGUUGAAAGAUUGUUCGAAUUAUUUUACGAAACGAUAAAUGUUCAACAUUGCCUAUUAGAUCAACGUGAUGAUUCAUGGAAAAACAUCCAGAGAUCUUCAAGAAGUUUGUUUAUUACCAUUUGCGCGAUAACGACAAGUAUUGAUGAGCAGAAUGCAAUCUCACGUCAUUGUUCUCCAAUCUUGCUAAGGAGUAUGGAUCACUGUACUUCGCUGCUACUGUCUUCAAAUGCAAAAAGUACAGAGGUUGUAAAAACUUUACUUUUAACAUUUUUAUUCAUGACAAAACCUGCUUUUGCUCGAGAGGAUCGCUGUUGGACGCUUAUCGAUACAGCUGGAAGAAUUGCAAGUGAAUUAGGAAUGGGUAAACGUCUUCGAACAAUUCGAUCCACGCUGGAUGGUCAGUUGAAAGACGAUCAUGAACAGCGCAGUACGGAACGAGCAUGGGCAACUGCAGUACUUUUACGACGUAGCUUAGGAUCGUUGCAUGGAAUGGUGUCUGUGAUCAAUUUAGACGUUCAAUGGAAUCAAUUAGACAAAUGGGCGGAAGAUGAACGUGCAACACCUGGCGAUGCUCAACAUUGUGCUUAUCUAAAUUUGCGCAGGAUUGAGUUCUAUACGCGGUCGCAACUACAGAAAAUGGAAGAACAUCGAUUUUUAUCCUUGGAAAUCCUGCACACUUCAAAGAUUUCAGAUCAACCCAUGUACAUGGUCCCGGAUUCACUGGAAGAUCAAUGCGCCAAGAUGUCAAUAGCGUUUUGGAAAUCUUUCCUUGACAACUUUCAAUAUCGAGCUCAUCAAUUAGGGCGGAACAUUGUUUCCAUGGUCACUUGGAGCGUAAUGAUAAUGCUACAGCAAAAGCUUCUAGCGAGAGGAAAGCAGGCAGCUUUGUUAAGAUAUAAAAGGUUUGAUUACAAUACCAAUUAUCGCUUUCCCAGCUUUCCGACUAAUAAUCUAGACGAAUUUCAAUCUGGCUCAGAUGCCAAUCAAACACUAAACGCCGGCAAUCAAGCUCGAUCAGAGAGAAACAGCGGUGCUGAGAGUCAGGCUCUACCUGCAGAAAGAAAUAUCAACCAAAAUCUUCAGCCUGACACCAACGUGCCAAUUUCUGGGAACAAGUCCCUAGCAGAUUCGACAGAAAACAUUCUAUCAAGUAUGUCUGGACAUAUGACAACCGAUCCAUUCAACGAAACAUGGCUAAACUCAUUUUUGGACAGCUUAGUGCCUCCUUCCUUGACACCAUCAAAUGAUUAA